This is a messenger RNA of Penaeus chinensis, 809 nucleotides long. RefSeq lists its product as uncharacterized. The transcript is spliced from 4 exons. The record is from RefSeq and is a predicted model, not a curated record. Bases 24 to 503 code for a protein of 159 amino acids. NCBI's taxonomy places the organism in Eukaryota, Metazoa, Arthropoda, Malacostraca, Decapoda, Penaeidae.
GUGGGUGAAGAGGGAGAGGGUAUAUGAGUGCAACUGCAAGUGUUGCAAAUCACCCGACCUGUUGCCUCUGUGCCAUGAAGACUCUCCUGUUGAUCACCGCCGCCCUGGCUGGCUUUUCCAGUACCGCUGACGCGGAUGGAACCUGGUGUGAUUGCUCCCUAAUGGUCAAUUACGAGACCUCGAUCAUCAUGGUUUAUCAGUUUCCUGAGAUCGAUAUUGCUAAUUGCGAUGAUGAUAUUGACUGCGAGAGGAAAUGCAAGGACCUGAUUUCAGAUAACACGAAUAACAUAGAUUUGUGGGCGCUGGAUGAGCACGGGCACACUGUAGGAUUUCACGUGUGUGACUUCCUCUACAACAACGGGCAUAUACCCUUUAUCUUCAACAAAAUCGUCCAUGGCUACUCCCGAGCGUGUGGAGGCCCUUGGAGGUACACAGAGCAGGAUUCGACGGACAUGUUAUGCUGCGACAUGGGAGUUCACGAUCACUGCACUGGAAGGAAAUAGUCCCUGUAUUUAUAACCAAGAGCGUCAUUGACAAAAUAUAUGUUGAUAAAAUAUAUAUUGAUGUUAGCGUACCAAACCUACUGAAAGUUCAGUGAAAGGGGAAGAAAUGAAUAAAUAAUUUUAUUCUGGAUCAGCUAGAUAAAUCUUUUCGAUUGUUUUCCGAUUUAGAAAACACGCAUUCAGAGACCCCAACUUUACACCCUUGGAAUCCCAUAUAUUGGUUUCGAUUCCUUUAAACACCUACAGACCCUCUCCAUUCGACUGACCUCUGGAAGUUGUGAACAAUAAAGAUUAGAACCAGGAUUA